AUGGGAAGAAAGUGCUUAGACUCCGCAUCCGCCGCACAUGGUGGCUGUCAUUUAUCGGAUGAUGAUGCAUUUCAGAUGUACCGUGACACAAGAUGCAAAGAAAAGAUGAAGAAAGAGAAAUCUUCAACGGGCGGAGACUCCGCAUUCCCUGUCGUUCCUCGAAUAGUGGAGACCACCCGGACCCGGAGAUGCUCCGCUAGACUCCGCACCUCCCUCCGACCCCCCUGUCUCCCGCGGGAGCCACAAACGUCAUGCCUUCCCACCAAUCAGACCUCGCCUCGGUCAAGCCUCUGGAAGAAAAAAGUGGUGAUGAGCUUCAGGGCCGUCCAACAAAAGUCUGGAGAACUGGGCUGGAUCAUGGAUGGCUGGGUUGGUCUCAUCCCGAAUCUGGGGAAAGACCACGCCCCGGGCCUGGCUGACGGUGGCUACGCCGCACAUGCGCAUGGAGCUCGGCUCGGGGAUGUUUCACCGGCGGAGUCUCCUGUUGACGCCUCGUGCCGCCAUCUUCAGAAUGAUCAGAAUGGGUUCCAGCUACGCCUUGGCACGAGUCGAGGACGCCAUCACCAGACCUGUAGAAGGCUUAGUGAAGCCUUUGUCUUGAUGGUCCAGCUGGGAAACCCUCCAAAACGAGAUUCAAGAGACCAAUCCUGUCGCUCCAUUUGGGAAAAACAACGUGAUUCGACACAUCUUCCCCUCCCCCUAACCACCACAGAAUGCUUGGCACAGCAACAAACCACCCCAUGUCAACCGAGACUGACAUACUUUCAACAUGCUGCAAAAUCCUUCCCUCACCUCACCAUCAUGACCACACACGAAAAUCAACGCGUCCGACUUUCGCGCAUCCCCGAGCCUCACCCGCCUCCCUCAAUCCUCCUCCUCAUCAUCUCAUACAUCUCAUCCAAUCUUUCAUCCGUCAUAUCUCCAGCAUCAUAA
Messenger RNA from Colletotrichum lupini, 933 nucleotides. RefSeq lists its product as uncharacterized. The record is from RefSeq and is a predicted model, not a curated record. Bases 1 to 933 code for a protein of 310 amino acids. Lineage: Eukaryota; Fungi; Ascomycota; Sordariomycetes; Glomerellales; Glomerellaceae. The transcript has 6 exons.